Molecule: messenger RNA, 546 nt
Organism: Paramecium tetraurelia
Lineage: Eukaryota; Ciliophora; Oligohymenophorea; Peniculida; Parameciidae
Exons: 3
Biological process (GO): intra-Golgi vesicle-mediated transport; endoplasmic reticulum to Golgi vesicle-mediated transport
Cellular component (GO): TRAPP complex; cytosol; cis-Golgi network membrane
Source: RefSeq, a predicted model, not a curated record
AUGCAGAUUAGAAAAUCAAAUAAAGUAGUAGUGAAUAGGAUUGAGAAAGUGAACUCAGAGUUAUUGACUUUAACUUAUGGUGCCAUAGUUUCCCAAAUAAUCAAGGAUAGUGAUACUGUAAUUGAAGCGAAUGAAUAAUUGGAGAAGAUGGGUUUUAAUAUUGGACAAAGGAUCAUUGAUGAAUACCUUUCAAAAGCAGAAAUCAAGUAAUGUAGAGACAAGAUUGAUGUUGCAGAAAAUAUUGGCAAGGUUUCCAUGUAAAUGUUUCUUGGAGUGACAGCUGAAGUAGAAGUGUUACCUGAGACUGACAAGAUAUUCACUUUUAAUUUGCAUUUCACAGAGAAUCCUUUGAAUGAUUUUGUAGAGUUGCCAGAACAUUUGCAAGGACUCAAUUACUCAAACAUGAUUGCAGGAGCCAUUAGAGGAGCUUUGUCAACUAUUCAUUGGAUAGCUACUUGUAGAUUCUUGAAGGAUCAAUUGAAAAAUGAUGAUAAAACUAUUUUGCAGGUGGAAAUGAUUAGAGAAAAGUUCAAAGAUGAUGAAUGA